GUGGGCCCGAAAUACGAAUUCUGGAAGCGUCUGAGAGUUGAUUUGGUAGCUUGCAUGUAGAAUGAUUGUCCGCAGCCCGGUGAUCCCGGACAGUAACAAAACAUACAAAGCCCGAGCCCAAACCCCGCCUCCAUCCUAGUUGCUGUAGAAAUCAAUAAACGAUGACGUCUAAGAAAUUUGCUGUUAAAUGCAGAGAUUUUGCUGUCCUGGUAGAUCUUCAUGUAUCACCACAAGGGUCAAACAAAGAUACCAGCUGGUUUUCCGAACAGAAGAAAGAGGAAAUCUGUUUGCUAUUAAAAGAAACUAUUGAUUCAAGAGUUAAGGAGUACUUUGAAGUCCGUAAACAGCACAAGCCAUCAAAUACAGAAUUCACAAGAUCCUGUCCUUUGUCCUUAAAAGGUUAUGGUUAUCAGAUCACUGCCUAUUUCCUCAAGAGGGGGAUUCGCCUUCGCUGCAUCGGGAGUGCACGGAAUACUAAACUCCGUGUAUUCCCUGACCGAUUUGUGGUGUGCAUUAGUCAACUUGCAGCCAGUCCUGAUACCUUGACAAAUCAGAAAGAAUUGACAGAAAGAGCUCUCCAUGGAGUGUCUGAUUAUUUUGCUGAGUGUGCAGAGAGUCCACUUCCUCCCGGUGCAAAGCUCAAGAGAAACGCUCUGAAAGAAAUUGUGAAAAGAACUGAAACAAAAAGCGUCUCAAGCAAAUCGCAGAGCCACAAGGCCACUGUGGGAACAACCAGUGACUCAGAGAUUGCAGUGGUAGCAAGGAGGAGUGACGAUGGUCAGGCCUCAUCCAGUCCCCCGUCAGCAGCCAUGGGACCAGGAGAGGAUUACAUAAAGGCAGUGGAGAGCCACUGGAGGCUUCCUGUUCAAAAGCUGGAAAAUGUUAAUCAGACUCAACCAGAGGACACUAGCAGCCAGCAAAAACCUCAUCCUGGGGAGCGGUUGAAGACAAGACUUCUAAGCAGGAGCCCUGUCUAUAGCUGUGAGUCAGCAUCACCAGAUCCAAAGCAAAGUCCACGGGCAGAAAAAACACAACAGAAACGCAGGAACUGUGGCUCUACAGAAGACUCCGACCACCACAAGAGAGUUUCUCUUGGAAGUGAUCAAUUAGUCUCGGGAGAAAUAAUAGUGGAAAAAUGCACAGCUGUCAGUGUUUUGCCAAUGUUAGAGCUGUCAGAUCCGGGGUUACUCUUGAAACAAGAUUUGGCAAAACCUACGUACAAGGAAGGGCUGCAUGUUUUGGAAAAUCUCUCCUCCAGACAUCUUACAAAAAAUAAACUAGCUCAGGCUCAGCAAAGCAGCUUAGCCACAGAGUCAAGGCAAUUAUCUACAACUCAGGGCAACCGAACCACAAGAAGAAAGAAAUUGCAAAGGACUUUAGAGUUGUAAUUCAAGAUAUAGUGUCCAGAUCUGUGACAAGAGAUCCAUGUGUAUAGAUGCUGAGCUGCAGAAAGAGUUAAUUAAAAUGAUCAUCAUGAAUAAAAAGUAUAUAUUGAAUUAAGGUUAACAUUUAAGCAGUCUCCUCCAGAAGACUAUAUGGUUAUUCUAAUAUUACUGUUUUCUUAUUUAAUUACUGUCUUCAAAAAUUAUUUUAAUGACAAAGAGGAUGUCAUUUGUGCAAGGACUGCGUGGAGAACAAAUCACGUUUUUGACUCAUUGCUAUACAGACUUCAGGACAGGGCCAUAAGGACAGUGCCAUGGUGCUGCAGUGCUAUGGUGGGGACAGUUGAUUUUCUGCCUAGUGAAAGAAUAAACUUGUAGUUCCCAACAUGUCCCAGUACCAACAUCAUGGCAAUAAAUUAAAAAUGUGGGUAUUGGGUCCCUGCUGAAUGACAAACUGAAUGACUCUGAAAUAUGCUCAAAUCUGAGAACCACUGGACUAAUGGGAGACUCCCUAGUGUUAAUUCAUCCAUCCUGGCUACCAUGGCCUCCAACUCAUCAGCUGGGGCAACGUGUGGACAUGUACACCCUCAGAUUCCCUCAAACUCGUAAAAUACCUGGGCUCGGUGAAUGAGUCAGUCUGUUCCCAGGUUCUAAGUAGCACAGCCAAAGCACCUAGGGAGCUGUUAACUUCUAAUUGCUGGAAGUUUGUGGGUAAUUCAUCCUGGCAUUAUGGGAGGACAUGGGAGAGGCUUGCUCUUGCUUGCAGCUCAGACAUGCCUCUGUCCAUGCCCUUGCUUCUCCAGCAUUUGGGAUGGGUUCAGGACAGACCAGAGCCCAAUGGGUUCAGUGGCCAGGAUUUGUAUUUUCCCAUAUAGAAUACUUCACAGGCAGUUUAAAUUCCCUGUGCCUGCAUAGCCUGCUCUUAUGAUGGUGCCACAAAAAGACAAGGAGCCUAAGGGAUCUGCCUGGAAGACUGAUUUGGACCCUAUUUGGCUUCUGGAUAUUUUGAAGUUUUUUCAGGAGGUUAGAGUCAGUGAAAAACAGAAACUCAGCACAAUAUUGUUCACAUUGGACAUUUCAAAAAUAAAUCACAGUUGUUUCUGAGAGAUGAUUCUCUGAAAGGUAUUUGAAAUACAUUACCAGCAAGUACCAUGAGAAGAAAAAUCUUCAUGAUUGCCUUCUUGGGGCCAUAUCUCACAGUGAGACAUAUCAACUUUGUUACUUUCAGUCAGGAUGUAGAUGGAGCAGAAUCUGAGGACUAGGUUAGGCCACUUCUCACUGGGCUUCAGUUAUUAAUUUUUAAAAGAUACAGCAUUCACUCAAUUUCAUUCUAAAGUAAGAAACCGUAUUCAAAGGCUACCCAUCUAAUGUAUCUUUUUUUCUGCUUACCAUUAGACGAUCCUUUAAAAUAGCAUUUCCCCUAAGCAAAAGGAAAAUCAGGGGUAGUCCCCCCCAUGUUUAAAUUAACAGAAAAAAAUACCAAUAAAAUAAAAUAAUACAGAAAUUCUUUUAUUUUGUAUUCUUGGCACAGAAUAGGUUCAUGCUCAAGAUGCAUGAGUGGUUUCUGUCCCCUCACUAUGCCCUUCCUCAUAUCGCCUUUCUCUGAAUGUGUUGUAUAAGAUGAGGUCCAUCAGUAGCCCACCUUAUUCCACAGCACUGUUUCAUGUCAUGAGGUUCAGCUGUGGUCAUGAAGCCUGGCAUUGUGUGUCCAUGGCUUUGAGAAUCCAACCCUGUGCCCUGCCUAGAAACUUGUCCUUUUCCUGCUCUUCCAGCCUUGCUACCUCCUCUAGAACCAUACCAUCAUCCUGUCCCUGGGAUCCUUUUCAUUUUCCUUUUUAGCUUUUUUUCCCACUCCCAGCUGACUCCAGUCAAAGAACUGUAUAGGCAGAGUGAGCCCAACAGAAUGCUACCUCAACAGAACUGAUUCUCUUUAUACAAUAGAGGUAGACUGUUCAGAAUGGAAACUUAUGGAGAAGUGGUAGAAUAUUGAUGACUGUGGCCCAUCACAGGCCCUCUCUGUUAGAAUGAUCUGUAUUCUGGAUACACUCUUUACAGUGUUUUUCAUUGAAUCAUUAAACAGAAUUAUUAGAUCAGUUUAUAAAUAGGGAGGGCACAAAAAAAUUCCAUUGGUAAAUAAGAAACUGCUUUCUGGAAGAGCAUAAAAUAAAAACAGUGACCCUGCCAGAAGCUAUUGCCUGCUCUAGAACUAGAGAUACUGAAAGUGAAAUCAGUAGAGGUUUUAUUGAGAAGGUUUUAUUUUAUUAGCUAACCUAGUCUUGAUGCUUAAAUCCAAUAUGUGUGAAUGUAUUCUGAUUUUCUUUCAAGAAAAGUCUUAGAUCUAGAGUUUGUUGUAUUCAGGAAAAUAACAAUCCCUGUGCUAUAAGGGGGAAAAUGGACAUGCUUGGGUUGUGGAUAGAUAUGGUCGUUCUCACAGCCUUGAUGAGCAAUGCUUUUUAACCGGGUUAAUGAAGGCGAGAGAGAUGGCUUUCAGCUCCCACACUAUGGCAUAUGUUGAAGGAAUUUUGUCUUUAAGCACUUUCCUUCCACAUGUCUGAAACACCAUCCCUGGAUCUAUUUUUACUGGAGUGAGAGUGAUUGUGUGAUUCUUUGGAUAUUUGGGGGUACAAAAGGAAAAUGGAUGCCAGGAUUUUUUACGUACUAGGUGGGAUAUGAAGGUUUCUCUGCUGGCAUGUAUUUUGAUAUUGUUAGUAAUAGUAAUUUGGCCUGAAAGCAUGAGACCUUGUCAAUAUUUGUAGUAAAAAAAAAAAAAAAAAAAAAAAAUUCUACAACCACUUAAUACUCCAAAUUAAAUUUUUAUUUAGUUGCUUGUGACUGUCAGGCUUGGAGGAAAUGUUGAUCUGAUCCAGUUAAUGUAAUAAUUUUGAACUCUUCUUUUUAAUUUGCUCAAUGUCUUUGUUCCUAAGCCACUGCUGUGUGUUUUCAAAUGACAUUCUAAUAGGUAGAGAUAUUAGGUUAUUAUAGAUAUUAGUUUUAUUUUAAUAAACGUCC
Molecule: messenger RNA, 4391 nt
Organism: Octodon degus (degu)
Lineage: Eukaryota; Metazoa; Chordata; Mammalia; Rodentia; Octodontidae
Gene: Slx4ip
Product: SLX4 interacting protein
Exons: 8
Coding region: 162-1388 (408 amino acids)
Source: RefSeq, a predicted model, not a curated record